Merops nubicus (carmine bee-eater) is the source of this 987-nucleotide messenger RNA. RefSeq names its product apoptosis facilitator Bcl-2-like protein 14. NCBI's taxonomy places the organism in Eukaryota, Metazoa, Chordata, Aves, Coraciiformes, Meropidae. The coding region runs from base 1 to 987 and encodes 328 amino acids. The record is from RefSeq and is a predicted model, not a curated record. The transcript is spliced from 5 exons. Gene Ontology annotation, biological process: regulation of apoptotic process.
AUGUUUUCACCAAAUUAUGUCACCAUGGAGGAAAUGCUGCUGCAAGAUGAGGAGCGAGGGAGCAUGGAGUACCAGAUCCUGCUGGCCUACGCCCGGCGGCGCCUGCCUGCCCACCAGUACAGGCAGCUGCUGAGAAACGAGGCUAACGUGCAGAAAUCCUUCAUCAGGAGAAAAGUCAACGUUCACCACCCAUGGGAUGAAGAUGGACCAAGCCACAUGGUCGUUUUGGAAGGUCCUGUGAGAAAACAGCACAGCAAAGAGCAACCAGAAACAACAUACUUGCCAGGCUAUUGCCUACCUAUCCACGGCGUCAGAGUGAAGCGGCAGGGACCUGCCCUGCCACCUUCCUACAGUGUUGAGGCACAAUCUAAAAUCAUUUCUGAAGGGGGUUCUCAGCAUCAGACAAUUUCCCACCCUCCUUCCCAAUCAGGUGGCCCUUCCCAGUCAGCAGAUGUUGACCACAUUGCAGACAAACUUGCUGAGCUUGUUGCUUCCAGAUCCCAGGAAUCUCCUUCAGAUGUGUCACUGGAGACAAAGGACGAAGGCUCAUUUGAGGACCAAGGCAAUAGUGAUCUUACUGAUGGAGGUGAGGGCAAGGAAGAUGAUAUAGAAAGGAUAAUACAAACAAUUGUUUCACUGUUAAGACAAUCAGGGGACAAACUGGAAAAAAAGAUGGAGAAGGACAGGGUUUUGUGCCAGUAUUUUAAAAACAUGCUGUCCUACAACUUCUUCGAGAGGAUCACUAAUUUGUUCCUGGAUGACAUCUCAGCAGAUUCACCAACUGAGCCAGGAGGCCAAGUACAAUGCAGAAAAGUUGCCUUUACAAUGGAAAUUGCCACCAGGCUUAGUGCUGUGGAUAACCAUCCUAUGAACCUGGUCUUAGGCUUUGGAUUAAAGUACCUCAGAGAGCACUUCAGGCCCUGGAUUCAGGCCCAGGGUGGCUGGGAGAAGGCCUUGACUUCACUGGAUCAGGAAGAAGUAGAGUGA